AUGAACGUAUUAAGGAGAAGAAGCUAUUUAAGACAAAACUUACUCCGAUUCGUAUCAUUGGAAUCCAGACCAAGACCAUUAAUAAUAAGUUCCAAAAAUGUUUUAGAAAAAAAUCUACAAACCGCCAAAUUAUCACCAAUCUGCCCCUUAAAUAAUUAUAGCCUAUGUCGUUGUAAGUCCAGAAAGCAAGCUGAUCAUGAUUCUGACGAUGAAUCUGAGAUCUUUGAUGAUAAUGAUGCCUCACUCUCAAGAGAUUCUAAAGUUAUUAAAUUUAACACAACUUCUUUGAGGACUGAUGCAAUACUUAAAGCAGCUCUGGGUGUUGCUAGGAAUAAAAUAGAAACCAUAUUUUAUGACAGUAAAAUAAGGGUAAAUGGCAAAAAAAUAUUAAAGAAAAGUGCUCCUGUGAGAGUAGAUUAUGAAAUAGAUGUCAUUAAAGGUGUUAGCCCAAAGAAUCCGGAGCACUUAUAUGUAUCUAGGAUUGAAAUAAUAAAUCUAGCAGCUAAAGAAGAUGCAAUUGUAGUCACAGCAAGAAGAUUUAAAACACUACUCAUAGAAAAUUAUGAAACAGAUCCUUACAAGCCUUCCACUGCUGAUGAUGACAAAUAA
Danaus chrysippus (African queen) is the source of this 609-nucleotide messenger RNA. Lineage: Eukaryota; Metazoa; Arthropoda; Insecta; Lepidoptera; Nymphalidae. The record is from the annotation of a GenBank genome assembly.